Molecule: messenger RNA, 2315 nt
Organism: Thalassophryne amazonica
Lineage: Eukaryota; Metazoa; Chordata; Actinopteri; Batrachoidiformes; Batrachoididae
Product: protein FAM122A
Exons: 9
Coding region: 556-1218 (220 amino acids)
Molecular function (GO): protein serine/threonine phosphatase inhibitor activity
Source: RefSeq, a predicted model, not a curated record
ACAGCUGCAGCGCAGUGUGGAGUGUUUUGGGGACUUAAUAAAAAUCUUCUAAACUCUAUUUUUCGCGGAUUUUCUGGAUCUUGUUCAGAGUUGUUCCGGGUUUUUUGGAGGUCUGUGGCUCUGACUGAGACCGAAAACGGCGCUAAAUGUCCGGUUUGACUUUUAUUUCCAGCUGUUUAGCGGUUUUUCGGAGCUUUUCCACUGUUAGCUCCGGAGCUAACAGUCGUGUCGCCUGCGCCGAUUAAAAGUUUCUCGUCGGACUCCGGGCACGUUUAUCCGGUUUUAGCCGCCAGACUCUGAUUAUUGGAGUUUUUGGGGCUCUUUCGGUGGAUGUCGGAGCCGUUAUUUUUUUUUCGUAAUUGAGGCGCAGUUUGGGCUUCGAACGCUGUUUUUUCGGACAGAAAUGCGGCGGACCGGAGCCGCCGUCGGCGCCCGAAACCGCUGAUUCGGCGGCUCCGCUUUGGCUGGACUGAGGCCUGCGGGUCGGGCUUCCACCGGCCUGUCGUGAAGCCGGAGGCCGGCGGCAGCGCUUCCCCCUCCGGGGCCGCGGACCUUAUGGAGCGGAUGGAAGUGGACCAAUGCGCAGGCGCAGCGGCGGGAGGCGGGGCGCUCCGCAGGUCAAACAGCGCCCCCAUGAUCACCAGCGUCAGUGACGGGAUGACGGUUUUCACUCCUGUUUCAUCGGCUCGAUACAGACGCAGCAGCGUGUCCAUCAACCUCGGCUGUCCGUCUCAGGUUGCCCCUCUCUCGCCGUUCUCUCUGGCAGCUGCUAGACUCGAUCAGAAGAGGCAGGACGAUGGCAUGGAGACGGCCCUCAGAGGGACUCUGCACAGACUCAGUGCUUCCACUCUGAACACGGUUCCUGCCGUCAGUCAGUGGCACGACCACUCGUCCACGUGGAUUCAGUCCCAGGACGGCGGCAUCACGCCCAACUCAUCCCCGAGCCCCACCCGGAGGUUCAGACCAUCAGGGGGCGCUGCAGUGAGGUGGCCUGCCUUAACACCGCUGAAGAGAAAAGGAGGAGUCGAUUCUGACGGACCCCCCAAGAAGCUGUUUGUUGCCGGGGUAACAGACCCCGCCCACCACAGCAGCUCCGCCCUGAGUGUGUCUCAGCUGCCAACAGACUCUCCCCCUGCAGGAGGCGUCAGCCCACAGGCCACAUCCCUGUCUCUCUCUCCUCCCCCCUCAUUCACCACAAACCAGCAUCCCAGUCACUGAUGAUGGGGGAAGUGUGACGCCGUAAAGGCUUUGGAAAAACUAACAUUUUUACCUGUUGCAGCCGCUGCAUAGCUCUGCCCCUUCCAACGACCUCAGCGGACGCCUGAAUGUUCCAUCCAAGAUGAAAACGGUCCUCACUUCCUGUUCCUGCCAAAAGCACUUUUGGAUUGCUGGAUAUGUUUUUAAAGAAAAAUUCUGAAAGUUCAACUGAAAUCACUUCAAACUCAUCAGCUUAAAAAAAGGUCUUUGUUCUUUUGAGCGGGCGUGUCUGUUAAACUAUAGCAAUGAGUUAGCAUGCUGAUUAGCAUGUUGGCUACAGCUAACACAUUAUAUUACUUAUUCCAAAGAUGCGCUCAAACCCACUUUGUUAAUGUCAGCUCCUUGACACCAGUGCGCGCUAACGCAUUCAUUUGUUCACACGAACAGCUCAUCUGUUUGCUGCUAACUGGAUUGUUUUUUUAUUUCCAACAUGUUGAUAACGAGAACAACUUCUGAUUCAAAGUUUGUGCCAAAGUUUUCCGUCUAUGUGCCAAAAGAUAAAAAUUCAACUCCACGGUUCAGACUUUGGGGGAAAAAAAAACAACUGAAUUUCAGUUGAACUUGAAGAUUUUGGAGCUCGUCUUAAAAAUCCGUGUUGGACUUUGAGGCUGCUGAAGAUCCGCACGCUGUGAUGUCACCGUGAGGUCAUCAAACGUGUGGAGCAGACUGCAGGACUCAGAAGCGGGCUGGUGUCCUCUGGGUUCAUCGUGACCGGAGGAGGCGGAGUCUGUGAUGUUGCUGCCGACUGGAUGGACCAAUUAAAAAAGAAGAAUUUUGAAGCUUCAGAAAAGUUUCUGGAAACGUCGUGAACUCGUACGAGUUUUAAUCAAGAUGUGGAAUUCGUAGAUCAGAGUCGGAGUUCACUCUCUAAAGAUCUGGAAGCACUUUGUGGUUCAGGAACUAAACCAAGAACCUUCAGCCAACCAGCACAAUACAGAACUCUGUAAAACUGGAUCCAUUUCUGGAAAAAUUGAUUCCAGUUUUAAACAAGGACUGAAGUGGAUCCAGAUUUUCACCAUUAAGUCAAGAAAUUAGUAUUUAAACACCCCCCCCCCCCC